Nelumbo nucifera (sacred lotus) is the source of this 1458-nucleotide messenger RNA. RefSeq names its product UDP-arabinopyranose mutase 3. NCBI's taxonomy places the organism in Eukaryota, Viridiplantae, Streptophyta, Magnoliopsida, Proteales, Nelumbonaceae. Gene Ontology annotation, molecular function: UDP-arabinopyranose mutase activity. Gene Ontology annotation, cellular component: Golgi apparatus; cytosol. The record is from RefSeq and is a predicted model, not a curated record. Gene Ontology annotation, biological process: plant-type cell wall organization or biogenesis; UDP-L-arabinose metabolic process.
GCAUUGCGCGUUCUCCUCUCGUUGAAAUUCUCUCUGUUCCCUCUUCCGUUUCUACUACUCUCUGCUUUUUGCUGCUUUGGAAGUUCGGAUCGGAUCCCCCCUCACCUCUCCUCUCCCUCUCCAAUGGCACAAGCUCCGGCACCCACUCCACUGUUGAAGGAUGAGCUCGAUAUCGUGAUACCCACCAUCCGGAACCUCGAUUUUCUCGAGAUGUGGAGGCCCUUCUUCCAGCCUUACCAUCUCAUCAUCGUCCAAGAUGGUGAUCCCUCCAAGACGAUCAAGGUUCCAGAGGGUUUCGAUUACGAGCUCUACAACCGCAAUGACAUUAACAGGAUUCUGGGUCCUAAGGCCUCAUGCAUUUCAUUCAAGGACUCUGCCUGCCGUUGCUUCGGCUACAUGGUGUCUAAGAAGAAGUACAUCUACACCAUUGACGAUGAUUGCUUUGUUGCUAAGGAUCCAUCUGGCAAACAGAUCAAUGCACUGGAGCAGCACAUAAAAAAUCUUCUCUCCCCAUCUACUCCUUUUUUCUUCAACACUCUGUAUGAUCCUUACCGAGAAGGCGCAGACUUUGUCCGUGGAUACCCUUUCAGUCUACGUGAGGGUGUACCAACUGCUGUUUCUCAUGGCCUUUGGCUCAACAUCCCAGAUUAUGAUGCUCCCACCCAGCUUGUCAAGCCUCUUGAGCGAAACACAAGGUAUGUCGAUGCGGUUCUGACCGUACCUAAGGGCACCCUGUUCCCUAUGUGUGGUAUGAAUCUGGCAUUCAACCGGGAACUGAUUGGUCCUGCAAUGUACUUUGGACUCAUGGGUGAUGGUCAACCAAUUGGGCGCUAUGACGAUAUGUGGGCUGGCUGGUGCAUUAAGGUGAUAUCUGACCACUUGGGAUGGGGUAUCAAAACUGGUCUGCCCUACAUCUGGCACAGCAAAGCAAGCAAUCCAUUCGUGAACCUUAAGAAGGAAUACAAGGGUAUUUAUUGGCAAGAAGAGCUGAUCCCUUUCUUCCAGUCAGUAACCCUUCCAAAGGAAUGCACCACUGUUCAGAUGUGUUACGUUGAACUCUCCAAGCAGGUCAAGGCUAAGCUUGGGGAAGUAGAUCCCUACUUUGACAAGCUAGCAGAUGCCAUGGUCACAUGGAUUGAAGCUUGGGAUGAGCUCAAUCCACCUGCAAAAGCUGCUCAGCUACCUAAUGGCACUGCAUAGAGAAUCUUGGUUAACGGUUACUACUCUUUAUCUUGAUAGUUUGGACUUGGUAGUUGUCUCACUGUUGUAUUUUCCUAUAUUUCUCUAAGCUUUUUUAGAUGAGAGCUUGGAGCAUAUAUAUUUUUUUUUUUUGCAGAUGGAUGCAUGUAAUUUAUUUUUGAGUUUAGAACAAUAAAAUAUUGGUUUUGGAAUUGAAAUUAGGUUUUUGCACCACUUGUUUGGUUGAUAAAUAUGACAAUAACUAGGGCCUUGUCCUCC